This is a messenger RNA of Trichomycterus rosablanca, 1051 nucleotides long. RefSeq names its product phospholipid phosphatase related 5b (gene plppr5b). The coding region runs from base 63 to 1013 and encodes 316 amino acids. Gene Ontology annotation, molecular function: phosphatidate phosphatase activity. Gene Ontology annotation, biological process: phospholipid dephosphorylation; signal transduction; phospholipid metabolic process. The record is from RefSeq and is a predicted model, not a curated record. Gene Ontology annotation, cellular component: plasma membrane. The transcript is spliced from 8 exons. Lineage: Eukaryota; Metazoa; Chordata; Actinopteri; Siluriformes; Trichomycteridae.
UCUCAAACCUGCUACAGGACUUGGACAGGUUGUAAGGAGAGAGAGAGAGAGAGAGAGAGAGAAUGGUGUCUGGAAGACCUCACGGUGAACUAUACACUUACUUUGCAGUAGAGCUGGUGAUCAUGGCGGCCACGAUCAUGCUGGCCUACUACUUCGAGUACACGGACACGUUCAACGUGCACGUUCAGGGAUUCUUCUGCUACGACAGCGCCUACACCAAGCCGUACCUGGGACCGGAGGAGCGGAGCGCCGUCCCGCCCGCGCUGCUCUACGCGCUGGUGGCCGGUGUGCCCACACUCGUGAUAACCGUAACGGAAGCUGCACUCUUCCUGAUGCAGUAUACAUCGAACGAUGUGGAUAGUGGAAAGAAGACCUUUGUUAAUGGAGACUGUUGUUACCUGAACCCUCUGGUGCGCAGGAUAUUCCGGUUUUUGGGCGUGUACAUGUUUGGCCUCUUCACUACGGACAUCUUUGUUAAUGCGGGUCAGGUGGUGACAGGAAACCUGGCUCCUCACUUCCUGACCGUGUGUAAACCCAACUACACGGCACUGGGCUGUCAGCAGGCGUUACGCUACAUCAGUCACCAGCAGGCCUGCACGGGCAACGAGGACGACAUCCUGCGCGCCCGCAAAACCUUCCCAUCGAAAGAGGCGGCGCUCAGCGUCUACGGCGCGCUGUAUCUAGCCAUGUACAUCACUUGUACGAUGAAAACCAAAGGAACCAGGCUCGCCAAGCCGGUCACGUCUCUGGGGUUGAUGUGUCUGGCCUUCCUGACGGGCGUAAACCGGGUGGCAGAGUACCGCAACCACUGGUCAGACGUAAUAGCUGGAUUUAUUAUUGGAGUGGCCAUUGCUACAUUUCUGGUUGUGUGUGUAGUUCAUAACUUUAAAGGCAGCCUGCUGUUGAGUGACGAGCCCCAGCAGGAGGACUCGCCGAGCGUACAGAGAGCGGAAAGCCCCCUGGAGAAGUACAUCGCCUCCCAGAAUCACAUCACCUUCGAUGAAGUCACAUGACCUUGAGUCAGCGGUGUGGCAGACACAUUGGACAUCCA